AUGAGCGAGGACAGCAAGAAGCAGCUGGAAGAGAUGCAGAAGCACCUCCUGGCACGGUAUCGUCAUGGUUCAGUGAGCGUGGUCUUCGAUGUGGUGCCACAAGAAGUCUUGGAUGAGACGUUCAAAAACAAAGUGGUGGGUCACAGUCACGGCCUCAUCACCGAAGGACAACAACACGGCGAUGAGCGCGAGCGUGUGACCUAUGGAACCAUUCCUUUGGAUCCACCACCCCUGGUCGCCUGCCAGAAGGGAUGUAAAGGCUUCAAGGACACCUCGCCAAACCAAGACAACUUCUCUGUGACCCACUUCAAGAGUGGCUACACCUUGGUUUGUACUUUUGACGGUCACGGGCCCUUUGGCCACAUUGUGUCCACCCGCACAGUCCAGACCGUGCCCUGGUUCAUGGUGAACGAGUCUGGCUUCGACAAGGAUACCAUCGAUGAAUCCGGUAUCGAGAAGGCGCUGAUCAAUGCGUUUGAGAAGGCGCAGAAAGACGUGGUCGCUCACUCCCUCGAGAACGACUGGGACGUGCAAGCCAGUGGAAGCACAGCGGUCGCGGCACUUUUCAAAGGCAACAAGGUUUGGACCGCGAACGCCGGAGACUCCCGCUGCGCGAUCGGAUCCGAGGCGGAUAAGAAGGUCAUCUUUGAAACCGAAGAUCACAAGCCCCAGAGCGAAAAGGAAAAGGCCCGUAUCGAAUCCAUGGGUGGCGAAGUGCGUUCGCAGACGUAUCCCGACGGAUGGGUCAACCAUCGCAUUUUCAUCAAGGGCAAGGACUACCCCGGUCUUUGUAUGGCCCGAACGUUGGGCGAUCAGUCCGUCAAGGACCACGGUGUGGUGGCCACCCCGGAGGUAGAUAUGAUCCGGGAGAAAAUGAUGAAGAUGAGAAAAACUUGGAGGUGGGAGUGGCGUGUGGAGGAGGUUUGCGAAGCAGAAAGCUCCGCCAGGAGCAAAAAGAGGAUGAAGCAGCAGAAGGAGGCAGAGGCCAAGGAGGCCAAGGAGGCCAAGGCGAGGGAGGUACAGGCAAGGAAAGCGGCAGAGAAGGCUGCAAAGGCAGCAGCCAAAGCCACUGCCAAGGCAAAAGCCAAGGCAAAGCCUAAGGUGCCGCGACAGAUGGGGAUAGCCUCGCCCUGGUCUCCCUGCGAUGAACAAGAACGCGAUUUUCUGGCCAGCUUGACAGUACAGGUCUCCGAGGAUCGUGUGGGGCCCCUCAGUCCGAGGGUGCACAACACCUUCCGCGCAGGAUGUCUUCUUGUUAGAUUUGGCAGGCCAUGGCAGAUCAGAAGAUUAAUUCAUAUCUUCAGCGACAUUGCGGAAGAUGUCCAUACCAAUGAGCCCACUGUGAACAUUGACCACAUGAGCCGAAGACAGCGCGCAGACUUCAAAGACAUUUUGCAACACAUGGUGGAAGAGACACGCACCGAAAGGGCUCGGGCCGAAAGGGAACGCGAAGAAGCUGAGGCAGCAGCAGGAACAGCCACUGAUGAACAAGUGGAAGCAGUUCCGCCAGAUCAAGAAGAUGCAAGCGCUGCAGAGCCCACACGUGAGCCUUUGCCACAUCCGCCAGAGGACGAGCUUUAUCAGAAUGAAGAAGAACUGAAGAAUUUCCUCGAUGAAUGCGUUUGGGAAUUCCUCGACUCGCAGUUCGUGGUGAAAGCCGUCGCGAAGAAAAUUCAAUCUGAUGGGCCUGCAAAGACCUUGGAAAAGCUGCAGCGUGAAGCGAAGAAACGCUGGAAGGCGGAAGAAGGUGAUUACUGCGACGAUAUCACUUCCGUUUUGGUGCAGCUACGUUAA
Durusdinium trenchii is the source of this 1794-nucleotide messenger RNA. The record is from the annotation of a GenBank genome assembly. NCBI's taxonomy places the organism in Eukaryota, Dinophyceae, Suessiales, Symbiodiniaceae.